CUCCAUAUUGGAUCUGCCUUUGCUUAGAAAUACAUUGCACUGGGCUGGAGGUCUGUCUGCGCAUAUUGUCUAACGCUACGGCCCGGCAGCCGGCUCUGCUCCCCGGGGCUCAGGUAUGAGGGAUGUAGCCGACUAAACCGCGCUGUCACGAACAAAUGUUCCUCGCAGCUUUGUUCCACGCACCGGCGUCAUUCCCGUAGUUUUUUUUAACGGGGCUGAGAAAUUAGGUUAGAGGCGCACCUGAACAACGGAGCGAAAAGUGGCAUGCAGGCUGAGGAAGAAAUAAUUGGAUUGAGAUAACGCCGCACAGGCAUGAUGUUCACACUCACCGAGGUUGCGUCCCUGAAUGACAUCCAGCCGACGUACCGCAUCCUAAAGCCAUGGUGGGACGUCUUCAUGGACUACCUGGGGCUGGUCAUGCUCAUGCUGGCCAUAUUCGCCAUGACCAUGCAGAUCACCAAGGACCAGGUGGCUUGUCUUCCGUGUCUGGAGGAGCCGGAGGCGGUCUCUGGAGCCAAGCCCACCUCCUUCACCCAGCAGCAGAGCACGCAGAAAGCAGCCUCGUCAGCAGCCACCGGAGCUCCCGUGGCAACCACCAUCCCUCUGGUCACCAAGGACUUACCGGACGAAGUUGUCCGCGAGAUCCACGUCACGCACCAACACACUGCUGUGGUGUCAGAACAAUAUGUCAAUCAACCUCAACCGACGGGCGUCCGGACCAACCUAGACUAUCAACAGUAUAUCUUCAUCAACCAAAUAUGUUACCAUGUUGCCUUGCCCUGGUAUUCCAAGUACUUUCCUUACCUCACCCUCAUCCACACCAUUGUUCUCAUGGUCAGUAGCAACUUCUGGUUCAAGUACCCCAAAACCAGCUCAAAGAUUGAGCAUUUUGUGUCAAUUCUAGGCAGAUGUUUCGAGUCUCCCUGGACUACCAAGGCUUUGUCUGAAACUGCUUGCGAGGACUCUGAGGAGAACAAACAGAGGUUGACCGGCACCUCCGCAGCACCAAACCAGGUGUCUUUAGAGGGGAAGGAAGAUGGCACAAACGUCAACUCCUCCACGCCCAUGCUCGGAGUGAAGUUCUCUGCAGACAAGCCGAUCGCAGAAGUCCCAAGCAGUAUGACAAUCCUGGACAAAAAGGACGGAGAGCAGGCCAAAGCCCUGUUCGAGAAAGUGAGGAAAUUCCGAGCUCACGUGGAGGACAGUGAUUUCAUCUAUAAGCUUUAUGUAGCGCAGACUGUUGUCAAAACUGUUAAAUUUAUUUUGAUUUUAUCCUACACUUCGACCUUCUUGGCUAAAAUAAACUUUAAGCACGAUUGUGAGCCUGAUAUUAAACAGCUGACAGGAUACAAGACUUUCUUCUGUACGCACAACAUGGCUUUCAUGCUGAACAAGCUGCUCAUUAGCUACAUGGCUUUGAUUUUGAUCUACGGGAUGGCUUGCUUGUACUCUCUCUUCUGGGUGUUUCGGAGGCCUCUGAAAGAGUACUCAUUCGAGAAAGUCCGCGAAGAGAGCAGCUUCAGUGACAUUCCUGACGUCAAAAAUGACUUUGCAUUCCUCUUACACAUGGUUGACCAGUAUGACCAACUCUACUCCAAACGCUUUGGUGUCUUCUUGUCCGAGGUCAGUGAAAACAAGCUUAGGGAGAUCAGCCUCAAUCACGAGUGGACCUUUGAAAAACUGAGGCAGCUUGUGACCCGUAACGCACUGGACCAGCAGGAGCUGCACCUUUUCAUGCUCUCCGGUCUGCCGAACGCAGUCUUUGACCUCACAGACUUGGAAGUGCUGAAGCUGGAGCUGAUUCCUGAGGUGAGGUUUUCUGCAAAGGUCUCCCAAAUGACCAGCCUGCAGGAGCUGCAUCUCUGCCACUGCCCGGCCAAAGUGGAGCAGACGGGGUUCGCUUUCCUCCGUGACCAUCUUCGCUGCCUUCACAUCAAGUUCACGGACGUUGCCGAGAUCCCAUCGUGGGUGUAUUUGCUGAGGAGUUUGAGGGAGCUUAACCUAAUCGGAAACCUGAGCUCAGAAAAUAACAAAAUGAUCGGCCUGGAGUCCAUGAGAGAUUUGAGGCAUUUAAAGACCUUGUGCCUGAAGAGCAACCUCACAAAAAUGCCCACAAACAUCACAGAGCUCUCACCACAUCUGAUUAAGCUAGUGGUGCACAAUGACGGUACGAAACUGAUGGUACUGAACAGUCUGAAAAAAAUGGCAAGUCUGAUUGAACUGGAGCUGCACACCUGCGAACUGGAGAGGAUUCCCCACGCUAUUUUCAGCUUGAUCAACUUACAGGAGCUCGACCUGAAAUCUAACAACAUCCGAACCAUAGAGGAGAUCAUCAGCUUCCAGCACCUCAAGAGGCUGACGUGCCUCAAACUGUGGCACAACAAAAUUAUCACCAUCCCAUCCUCCAUCGGCCAGAUCAAGUCUCUGGAGGCUCUCCACCUGUCUCACAAUAAACUGGAGUCCCUGCCCCCGGCCUUGUUCACGCUACCCAAACUGCGGCACUUGGACGUGGGCCACAACUCCAUCAUGGUGCUGCCUCCGGAUGUGGGUCUCCUCCACAGUCUCCAGCACUUAGCCAUCAACUCCAACAAGCUUGAGGCGCUGCCCAAGCCUCUGUUCAGAUGCACCAAGCUCAAGGUGCUGUGUCUGGGGAACAAUGCGCUCACCGUGCUGCCAGAGACCGUGGGUCAACUGGUGCAGCUCACUCAGCUCGAGCUGAGGGGAAACUGUCUGGACAGACUGCCCGCCCAGCUAGGAAACUGCCGCCUGCUGCGCAAAAGCGGCUUGGUUGUGGAGGACCAUCUCUUUGAUGCACUGCCCGUGGAAGUGAAGGAGAACAUCAGCCGAGAGACCAACGCGUCCUUCACAGGCGGCUUAUAGCACAAAAACCACGACUCACGGUUCAUGACGAGCCUGCAUAAUGGAUGUAAGAGUAGACUUAUUGUAACAUCCACAAAAAUGAAUGCAUUUUCUUGAUUAUUUUAAUGAGUUGUCUUAGUUGCGUACGUAUUCAAAAUGGUACAGAUUGCUUUUUAUGUUGCUCAACUUUUUUGGCAUUUAGCUUUUUCAUAGCUUUGAGAAAUAAAACAUUAGACAUUUAGCUUCUCUAUGUAACACUCUGUAGACCAAAACUGUUUGCUCCAAUGACACAGUAUGUAGAUGUAUUGUUUUAGGUACUCAGGUAUAAUUGUAACCAUGGGGAACAAUCUUUUUGCCUUAACUGCUGCUAUUUUUUUACAGUGAGGGCUUUUACAAACAAAAGGCCAAAAAUGAAUAUUUCAUGUUUUCUCGUCAGUUUUUCAUACAGACACUACCCACAGAGCAAUUUCUAUAUAUGUUAUGGAAGAGGACACAAUGCAGCCCUUUUUUUUCCUUUUUAAAUAGUUUUGUUGAAAUAAUGUAACCUUUUUAUUUUCGUCAAUGUCUUGUAGUGAACAGAAUUAGUUUAGAGUUGUAAAGCUCAGGUGGAGACUAAGCACCAGAAAUGAACCUUUACUGUUGUAGAGAUUGUAUACUAAGGCCUAAAGUAACUCAUUUGCACACUGAAAACCUAAUGAUUUAAAGAUCGUUGAAUGUCCUUUGUGAUAACAUGUCCCGAGACCAACGUGAGCUGAUAAAAGGGAACUCUGUUGACUAUCUUUUUAAUCAUGCUUUGAAAUCUGAAAUGUGUAAUAAAACUGGUCACAUGUAGGACAGAUUAUUUAACAUGUCAGAAUCGUGUAAUGACGACAAACGUGUCUGCCUUCUUAAUGUAUUUCUGUGUAGGCCUAUAUAUAUAUACAGUAUGUGUUCUUCAGAGCUGCUGUACCACCUUUGUGAUCCUAUGCUCAAAGUUCACAAUUUUAUGGCCCAAUAAAACCAGAUUUUAGAUGAA
Messenger RNA from Centropristis striata (black sea bass), 3874 nucleotides. It is a transcript of the gene lrrc8da, whose product is annotated as leucine rich repeat containing 8 VRAC subunit Da. Gene Ontology annotation, molecular function: protein binding. Lineage: Eukaryota; Metazoa; Chordata; Actinopteri; Perciformes; Serranidae. The record is from RefSeq and is a predicted model, not a curated record. The transcript has 2 exons. Bases 313 to 2880 code for a protein of 855 amino acids.